GAACACGAUCCAAAGGCUACCAGUGUUUCCCAAGCUCUCCUCAAAGACUUGUCCAUUCCACAGACCACAGGGACAGCAGAGGCCGCCGGAGGGAGGUAAAACAAUCGCGCGCGCCGGCGGACUCGUUCAUCCCCGUGGCCGCCAGAGGAGAGAAGGGGACAGUUCGAAAAAUCGCUUAUUCCAUGCUGCUUCCGAGAUUUGACCAGCGCAUGUGCUUCUCCCGCGCCAAUUUCAUCGCCGGACCAUCUUACUCGGCUCCAUUCCGUACCCAUACGCCUCUGCGCCUUUUGCCUCGUCGGAGGAUUGCCAGGCGCAUCGGCCUCGCGACGGCAGAGUUCGCCGCCGGUUCCUUCUCGGGCCCUGCUCUGGAGGAAGACGAUGGAGAUCUCGGAUAUCGUCUCCCUCCAAAGGAAAUCCAAGAGAUUGUUGAUGUGCCACCGACUCCCAGUUAUUAUAUCUCCCCUCGCCGAGAUAGGAUCAUGUUUCUAAAACGUAGAGCUAUGCCUCCAUUGUCAGACCUUGCUAAACCUGAUAAAAUACUUGCUGGUAUACGGAUUGAUCCAAGUUCUAACACAAGGAGUCGAAUGUCCUUUUAUACUGGGAUCAGUAUCCAUUUGCUGAUGGAUGAUGGAACUUUGGGUCCAGAGAAAGCGGUUAACGGAUACAAUGAUAAUGCAAAGAUUAAUUUUGUAGGAUGGUCACCAGAUGGUCAGCACGUGGCAUUCACUGUGCGCUAUGAAGAUGAGGUGGACAAUGGCAGCAAUUUAGCAUUGUGGAUUGCUGAUGCAGAAUCUGGAAAAGCUAGACCUCUUUUCAAAUCAGCAGACAUCAUGUUAAAUGCUGUUUUCGAGCUAUAUGUAUGGGUGAACGAAUCGUCUUUGUUGGUUUGCACUAUUCCUUCAUCACGUGGAGAUCCACCUACGAAGCCGUUGGUUCCUUUUGGUCCAAGGAUCCGGUCUAAUGAGCAGAGAAACAUCAUUCAGAUGAGAUCCACAAAAGAAAUGCUGAAAGAUCUGCAUGAAGAAGAAUUGUUUGAUUACUAUGCAACCUCUCAGAUAGUAUUGGUUACCUUAGAUGGGACAGUGAAAAUGAUUGCCCUUCCUGCUAUAUACAUUUCUCUUGAUCCUUCACCAGAUGGGAAAUAUUUGAUCCUUACUUCUGUGCACCGACCUUAUUCUUCUAUAGUUUCAUAUAAAAGGUUCCCCAAAAAGGUUGAGCUGUGGACAGUUGAAGGUAGAUUUGUCCGUGAAGUUUGUGAUUUGCCCCUUGCGGAAGAUAUUCCUGUUGCAGCUAAUAGUGUCCGUAAGGGAAAGCGUUUAAUCAGGUGGAGGCCUGAUAUGCCUUCAACAUUAUUUUGGGUGGAGGCACAAGAUGGAGGAGACGCAAACAUUGAAGUAUCGCCACGUGAUAUAGUUUACAUGGAACAUGCCGAACCUUUGGAUGGUGAAAAGCCUCAAGUCUUGCUUAAACUUGACCUUCGAUGCAGAAAGACCUACUGGUGCUAUGGAUCGUUUGCGCUGGUCUAUGAAUAUUGGUACAAGACACGAAUAACAAGAACAUGGGUUAUAUCACCUGACCUCAAAAAUCAUAGACGUCGGUUAUUAUUUGAAAGGUCUUCAGAAGACGCCUACUCAAAUCCAGGAUCUCCAGUGAUGUGCAGAACUCCGGCAGGUACUACUGUCAUUGCAAGAAUUAAGAGAAACUGUGAAGGAAGCUACAUCUUACUGAAGGGAAGGGGUGCCACACCAAAAGGAAGCACCCCAUUUCUUGAUCUUUUCGAUGUAAAUACUGGAGAAAAGGAGCGGAUAUGGGAAAGUGACAAAGAAAAAUACUAUGAAUCUAUCCUUGCACUUAUAUCAUACCAUCCUAAAUGUGAAGUGCAGCUUGAUCAACUAAAGUUACUUGUGUCUAAAGAGUCAAGAAGAGAAAUCACCCAGUAUUAUAUCAAGAUUUGGCCAAACAAGAAGCAAGUCCAGAUUACAAAUUACCCACAUCCAUAUCCUCAACUGGCACUGUUGCAGAAAGAAAUAAUCAGAUACCAGCGGAAGGAUGGUGUUAAACUUACUGCUACAUUGUAUCUGCCUCCAGGCUAUAGUCCGUCAGAAGAUGGGCCUCUCCCAUGUCUCAUUUGGUCUUAUCCUGGAGAAUUUAAAAGCAAAGAGGCGGCCGGGCAAGUCCGUCGAUCACCAAACAAAUUUGCACGCAUUAGCAACAACUUUCCUCUUCUUUGGUUAGCUAGAGGGUUUGCUAUUCUUGCUGACCCAACAAUCCCUAUCAUUGGUGAAGGAAACCAAGAGGGAAAUGAUAGGUACAUAGAGCAACUAGUUGCUAGUGCGGAAGCAGCAGUAAAUGAAAUUGUAAGAAGAGGGGUUGCUCAUCCUGACAAAAUCGCCGUGGGUGGUCAUUCAUAUGGUGCGUUUAUGACUGCUAACCUCUUAGCACACGCCCCUCAUCUGUUUUGCUGUGGAAUUGCUCGCUCUGGAGCUUACAACAGGACACUGACUCCAUUUGGCUUUCAGAAAGAGAUGAGGACGCUAUGGGAGGCUACCGAUACCUAUAUUAAGAUGAGUCCCUUCAUGUCAGCUAACAAAAUCAAGAAACCAAUUCUACUGAUUCACGGAGAAGAUGACAGCAAAGUAACUACAGCAAUGCAGUCAAGCCAAUUUUAUGAUGCCUUGAAAGGUCAUGGGGUGCCAUGCCGUUUGGUGAUUCUCCCAUUUGAGCGGCACCAGUAUGCUGCGAGGGAGAGCAUUAUGCAUAUAAUCUGGGAGACUGAUAGGUGGCUGCAGAAGUACUGUGCAACUAAUCCUGGGAACAUCAAGGAUAUGGAAACGAAUGUUGACACAUCACAAUCACCUAAUGAUGCUGUACUGGAUCAUGAAGCUUUGACCUUAAACUUCACUAAGAUAUCUAGUUUGAUCAAGUUGAUACGGUUGGCCUUUGCUCAAAUUGUUUUUAGGAAGUCAAAAAACAAUAUGCAAUGAUAUUGAUUGGUUCCUAUGCACAGAACAAAAUAAUCCUUUGGGUAUUGCUUUCGUGAGUGCCGAGAUCAGUGCUUAACCCAACCAGAAGAGUAUUGCUUCACUCGUUGCUCUUGGGUUUUCAUUCUGUUCUUGUAACAAGAAGCUCUAAGCCCCAGUAGUCAUACUUGUAUAGACUGUUAAAUAUCAUUGAUAUACAUCUCUGUAGCAGUGUAGCUGAUAGCUUGGGAGUUCCCUUCUGGUUAGACUAGGGCUAUACAAAGUAAGCCCAUUUGCAUCUCUGCAGCAGUGUCAUGCGAUGCUGAUGUUGACAUAAAGCUACAAGGCCAAUAAUACGUGUUUACUGGUAAAAAUGCUUUUACAUGUAGCUGUCAAAUGUUGUAUCAGAAUGAUUUCCUAUAUUAAGCAGAACCAUGUGAAAACUGCGAAAGGGAAAGAGUUUCGGUAAAUAUUUUAUUUUACCU
Molecule: messenger RNA, 3445 nt
Organism: Setaria italica (foxtail millet)
Lineage: Eukaryota; Viridiplantae; Streptophyta; Magnoliopsida; Poales; Poaceae
Product: probable glutamyl endopeptidase, chloroplastic
Exons: 15
Coding region: 183-2984 (933 amino acids)
Biological process (GO): proteolysis
Molecular function (GO): serine-type endopeptidase activity
Source: RefSeq, a predicted model, not a curated record